CCCCGUUAAAGGGUGGGGGCCGCCAUCUUGUGUGCGUGCAAAGUCCUUGGCGGGAUUGGUUCCGCGUGCGGGUUCUUCUGUAACUCCCCACCUACCAGGGUUUCAUCUCAGACACUUCCCUGCGUGCAGGAGGGCCUGCUGACGGCCGAUUCCUUUGCAGCAGAAGAAACUCUUUAAAUUUUGGAAAUAGCGACUCAGUAGCAUGGCCGGCCGCCUUAAUGAAGAUCCAGAAGGAAGUCGAGUGCGUGACUGCUAUUAACUUUAUCGGUGAAGUGAAAUUCAGAAUAAUUGAGAUCACUUAUGUGAAAGGAGAUCUUUUCGAAUGUUCCAAAACCGACUCUCUAGCCCACUGUAUCAGUGAAGACUGUCGGAUGGGUGCUGGAAUAGCUGUUCUCUUCAAGAAGAAAUUUGGAGGGGUGCAGGAACUGUUAAACCAACAAAAGAAGUCUGGAGAAGUGGCUGUUCUGAAGAGAGAUGGACGAUAUAUAUAUUACUUGAUUACAAAGAAACGGGCCUCACACAAGCCAACUUACGAGAACCUGCAGAAGAGUUUAGAGGCUAUGAAGUCCCAUUGCCUGAAGAAUGGAGUCACUGACCUCUCCAUGCCCAGGAUCGGAUGUGGUUUGGAUCGUCUGCAGUGGGAAAAUGUAUCUGCGAUAAUCGAAGAGGUGUUUGAGGCGACAGACAUCAAAAUUACUGUGUAUACACUCUGAGCAGAUGGAGGUUUGGGAUGAGCUCAUGGUCUUUGUGUCAUCUCUACUUGGCUGUAGGACUGAGCAACUGUAGGACCUCAAAAUGGGCAGAGGACAGUGUGUAAGGGAAUCUGUCACAGGCCAGAUGUGGGAUUUUGUAUUCUAAGAAGACUGGAGGGCACUACGCCCAAACUGUGGAGGAGGCUGAGGCCUGUCAGCAGGCCAGGAAACCAGCUAAGGAAAGCCCACCUCACCUGUUUGCUUGUCCACUACUGGAUUUGUUUGGCUGGCCACUAGGUGGCAGCAUUGAUUCUAACUCUCUUGUUUUUAGGGAGAAGUUGUGGGAGACUUAGUAAACUGUUGAGAUUCUUUGGUGUCUUGUGUUUGUGCACUUGGUGCUAGUCUGAUUCAUCAACGUCAUCCUAGGGAAAAACUGCUUGUUUUGUAGUUACACAUGUAGUUCUCCACGGUCACGAGCUUAUUGGGACAGGAGCGUAACAAUAAACCUUUC
Messenger RNA from Chionomys nivalis (European snow vole), 1203 nucleotides. RefSeq names its product O-acyl-ADP-ribose deacylase 1 (gene Oard1). The record is from RefSeq and is a predicted model, not a curated record. The coding region runs from base 219 to 713 and encodes 164 amino acids. Gene Ontology annotation, biological process: peptidyl-glutamate ADP-deribosylation. NCBI's taxonomy places the organism in Eukaryota, Metazoa, Chordata, Mammalia, Rodentia, Cricetidae. The transcript is spliced from 6 exons.